AUGACCUUCCCUCCCCCUCACCCUUCCGCCCAAUCGUCGAUUGCUUCUGGCACCGAUAAAUCUUCUUCGACCAGGCCUGAAUUUGGUGCCUGGGGUCGGUCCACGUCACAGUCCGGCAUUCGUCGUGGGUUGACUCCUCUCGCGACCAACCUCUCCUCCACCGUCACCUCUGCAUCUUCCCGGGGCUUGGACGCAGGCCCUGGGGUUUCGACUCCCUCCUCCUUCUCUGCCGUUCUGAGCUCCACAAGGGGCCUUUCUGGGGGCAGCCCCAAACCUGCACCCUCUCCGUUCACCUCGCUGCAAUCGAGUUCGCAGCAGUCACAGUCGCUCUCCUCCCCCAAGUUCCGCGCACAUACCCCUUCAGCGGGAUCUCAUUUCACCUCCGCAACAGGCUCCAUCACGGGUGGUGGAGGUUCUGGAGGAGGUGGUGGACCGGGAUCUUCCAGAGGUGUCGCUUUCUCACCUCUGUCGUCCGGCACAACGGUGAAUUCACCUACGGGCUUCGCUUCUGACAAGCCCGGAUCGGCUGCUGCUCAUUCGAGCCAAUCGUCUCUUACCAAGAUUUCGAUCGCUCAGGUAUUCCUCCUGUUAGAUUCUAUCACUGAGAAGGAGGGCAAAGAAAAGUGGGAAACCAAAGCUGCCCAGAUACACAAGCUCGUCACAUCCAACGGAAUGGAGGUCUUUUCGAAAUACUUUCGCCGUCUUCUUACGGGCAAUGCCCCUCAAAUCUUCCCGGGUGUCAACAAGUCCGUUGAGAAUGCCGGCAACUACCCCCUUUUAACCCAAGAAAUGCAAAAAGUUGCGACAGACAUCGAGCAAGCACAAAAGAUUGCCGAAACGGUAGACACCUCAGAGGGUGACAUCUUCCGUGAUUUCGACCUGUCAACCUUUUUGGACCAUUUCCGCCUCGAUCCCAUUGUUAAGGUUGCGCUCGCUUUGGCCUUUAAGUUGACUAAUAAAUCAGAUCUUCGUGCUAAAGCCGACGCCAUCCUCUCGAACUCAACCACACCCUUCCUCCAAAGUUUGGCAAACCCAUCCGAAACGACCAAGGAUUACCAGAAUUCUUUCCUUGGAAUCACGAUUGAACGAUUCAUCCUUUACCCUCCCCGCAAUUUCACCGAUGAUGUCAAGGCCAAGCUGGUCUACGCCGUGAACCUACGAUGCCAGAAGAUGGGCUUGGAUAUGCCUUUGGAGAUUUCCUCAGCUCUCCAGAUGUUCAACUUUGUCAACCCGCGCUAUACCCUCGUUAGACAACUACACUCCAAGGGCCCACGCGCCACUGCAAACACGGAGGCACUUACCGAAGUAAUUAAUGCAGCAGGGCCCGAUAGCUGGAGUGAGGAACAACUUGCCAGUGCGCUUCUCUUCAUGAUCCUGUCGCAGUAUUGGCAGCAGUUCUCCCCAGAGACGCUUCUGAGUGCCUACGCCGACAAGCAGAUUAGUUGGGCUCUGGUGUUCCGGAACUUUGAUCGGGAGGGCCUGAGAGUGGAUCCGAAGCAAUUUGCCAAGCUCUAUAGCAUUUUGACCACUGUUGCCUCCGAUGACAGUUCUCUGGAUAUCCAGAAGCUCUGGGGCGGGGACUGGGAGCACCGGGACACGCAAAUGUCGUUCCUGACAGCAUUCGUUGCCUCACGAACGGAUGCUUCUCAAAUCCCUAAUCUUCGUGCAACAUUUCCUAGCGACUUCUUCGAUGAUGCGCCUGAGAUUGUGAAGCUGCAGGGCGAACGCGCUUCUAAAUCUCCCCUUCGUUCCAUGGACGCUAUGAGGGCAAUUUUUGACCUUGCUCUGUUCUCCCAAGCUUCAUGGGCCGCUACUGAAAGUCAGCUUCUCAUCAAAGCAGUUCUGCAAUAUGACCUCCCCGUCUUUCUCGUUUCCGCUCUCGCCAUUCCGCAGCCAUGGUCUAGUGUCCAACAGAGCUUCGUUCUCCGAACCUUCGUUGUUUUCAUUUCUAAGCAAGAAGAUGGCUAUCAACUGGCCCUUCAUGGUGCCUGGCGACAAGACCGCCAGUGGGUUUCGGAGCAGCUGUUCACUGCUUUUACUCAGGACCCUACUGCUACUGCAGCGAUUUAUGAACAUGCAGCGGCCUAUGGCUGGCUCGAAUAUCUGCUCGGGUUCACCAACGGCCUCGCGCUCGACCUUGCCUGCUACUCUCAUCGCAAGAGCUCGUUUGAUCUCGAACAGUGGGUUCAAAAUGCUUCUCAGAAGGGACCCAUUGAUAUGGGCGGACUGUUGUCUAAGUUCUUGAGAAUCAAAGCCGAGGAUGAGCUGCAUGUGCAACGAAAGGAACAGCCGGCUCCUCAGAUGGUCAGUCUUUCUGUGAAAACCGUAUAUACUCUCUUGUCAGUACUGGAGGAGUACGUUGGCGAUCGCGAGAACCUCACCCCCGUCCAACGCAUUUGUAUACAAACCUACCCCCGACUCAUUAAUUACGGUGAGGGGUUCGACGACAUCAUUGAUGCGAACGGUGAAAAUGGUAACACCUUGCCUGAGACCAUCGACAAGCAAAUGCAGGAAUUAUUUGGCAAGAUGUACCACGAAGAAUUGUCACUUCGUGAAAUGUUGGAGUUGAUGCGAAAGUAUAAAUCUUCCCGCGAACCCGAGGAACAAGAUCUCUUCGCGUGCAUGGUCCACGGCCUUGUCGACGAAUAUCACUGUUAUCACGAAUACCCCCUCGAGGCUCUGACCAAAACUGCGGUCAUGUUCGGUGGAAUCAUCAAUUUCCGUUUAGUCGAUGGCAUUACUCUCAAGGUUGGCCUAGGCAUGAUCCUGGAGGCUGUCAGGGAACACGAAGUCCACAACCCGAUGUACAAGUUUGGUGUGGAGGCCAUCGAGCAGUUGAUCGGUCGUCUCCCCGAAUGGGCUGGCUUCUGUCAUCUACUUCUUCAAAUCCCUAGUCUUGCUGGCACACCUAUCUUCCAAAAAGCCGAGGAAGUUCUUGGAGAGCAAGGUGGCAGCCAUGAGAAUGGCAACAAAUUCGAUGAUCUAGGCGGCCCCCUCCUCACCAACGGCAACGUGGAGGAUGCUAUCGUGAAUGACGGCACCUCACGCAAGUUCCGCGCCGUGCAGGUGGAUGCUCCCAUUCGGUCCGAUCUCUACGAGGAUCCGAAUGAGGACAUCCAGGACAAGAUUUUGUUCGUCUUGAACAAUGUUUCGGAACAGAACAUUGAGGAGAAACUGCAGGAUUUGCGUGAAGUGUUGCGGGAUCAGCACCACCAGUGGUUUGCUGCUUAUUUGGUCGAAGAGCGUGCCAAGCUGCAGCCCAACUUCCAACAACUAUACCUGGAUCUUCUCGACCGCAUUGACGACCGAAUUCUAUGGACUGAGGUUCUGAGAGAGACCUACGUCAGUGUCGCCAAGCUCUUGAACUCGGAGGCUACCUUGAACUCAUCUCAGGAUCGUGGCCACCUCAAGAACCUUGGCGCUUGGCUCGGUUCACUGACCAUCGCCAAAGACAAGCCCAUCAAGCACAAGAACAUCUUUUUCAAGGGCCUACUCUUGGAAGGCUACGACAGCUCACGCCUCAUGGUUACGAUUCCCUUUACCUGCAAGGUUCUGGUUCAAGCGACCAAAUCUACAGUCUUCAAGCCUCCAAACCCGUGGUUGAUGGACAUUUUGGGACUACUUUUAGAGUUGUACCAUUUCGCUGAGUUGAAACUCAAUCUUAAAUUUGAGAUUGAGGUACUGUGUAAGGAUCUGGAUCUGGAUCACAAGACUAUUGAACCUUCUAAUGGCAUUCGUGACCGUACCUCUCACGUUGAAGAGACUUUGUCCACCACCAACAUCCCAGAGGGCUUGGAAGCUUUCGAAGACAUUGGUCUCAGUACCCUCAACCAGGGCAUUCGAAACGAAAGAUUGUCACCCGCCGCUAUCAUGUCGACUCUGCCUAGCCUUGAUAAGAUCCUGGUCUUGCCCCCGUCAGCCAGCGGCAUGGUUGACCAGAGUGUCCUGAGGCAGAUUGUGCACACUGCGGUGGAACGUGCUAUUGCGGAAAUCAUUACUCCGGUCGUGGAGCGCUCUGUGACCAUUGCCUCUAUCUCCACCGUCCAGCUUGUUUCUAAGGACUUUGCCAUGGAGCCCGAUGAGGAGAAGUUCCGCCACGCCGCUGGUAUCAUGGUGCGCCAACUUGCCGGUAGUCUGGCUUUGGUCACUUGCAAAGAGCCACUCAAAGUCAGCAUGACCAACUAUAUCCGUAUGAUCCAGCAAGAAUACUCUGAUCAACCUAUGCCUGAAGGGUUGAUCUUGAUGUGCGUCAACGACAAUCUGGAUGCUGCCUGCGGCAUAGUUGAGAAGGCUGCCGAGGAGAAGUCUCUCCCUGAGAUCGAGAAGGUUAUUGAGGCUCAGCUGGAGGCUCGGAGACGCCACAUCGCUACUCGUCCCAACGAGCCCUUUAUUGAUCCCCCUACCGCCAAACCCCCGGAGGGCUUAAAUAAGGAGCAGCUGGCAAUCUACGAAGAGUUCGCUCGCCAAUCGCGUGGUACCGCUGUUGCUCACCCUCAGAAUGUUUCUACCGACUCUGGUCGCCCUCUUCCAGACGUGCUCCAAGACACCUACCCUGCUAUCCCUAACCUUUCAACGCCGGCCGAACAGCCUGCGGUCCCUCAUCGCACCCCUCAGCCUCAACACGCUGUCUCUCAGAUCCCCGUCCACACAAACGGGUUCCUCGAUGCCCAGAGCCCAAGGGAACGAGUCGAAACUCUUAUCUCGGAACUUCAACAAUCCGCUCGCAACGCUCCCGAAGAGCAUGUUAAGGACCUUGGUCGCGAUAGCUCUGUCCUCCAAGAAUACAAUCAAGCUCUGCGCGCUAUCCUGAACUCUCCUAAUGGCGAGGAGUUAGCCCGGUUGACCUCCCUCAAGGUCUGCACAACUCUAUAUGGCCAAUCUUCAGGAUCUUUAGAAAUCGAGGUUCUUGUUCACCUUCUCGCCAAGCUUUGUGACUUGUCUUCCGUGAUCGCACGAUACACCUGGGCGCUUCUUGCGGAGAUUGACGACGAGCACAUGUUUAAUGUUCCUGUCACUGUUGCUCUCAUCGACGCAGGCCUUCUGGACAUCCGCCGAGUGGAUAUGGUUCUCACUCGCCUCAUUAUGCAAAAGAAUGCCAGCGCUCUGGAGUUACUCGACACACUGAUGAGCCGUGUUCUCUUCAACGACGAGCCCUCCGCCCUCCGCUCUGACUUCUCUGGUAGUUUGGAUGCCAUGAGCCAAUGGCUCUCUGAGGAUGGCAACAUUACUCCCGCUUUGGAGAUCAUUCGCAAGCUGCGCGAGUGUGGAAUUCCCGAAGUCGCCAACCCACUACUCAGUGACCAGGCUAGGUCCAAGCGUGACCAGAUGGAGUACAUCUUCAGCGAGUGGAUUGGUAUCUACAAGGCUUCUGGUGCCAAUGAGCGUACCUAUCUCUCUUUCCUCCAGGACAUGCACAACCGCCAAGUUAUGAACUUGCAAGAAGACUCUGCAUUGUUCUUCCGCCUGAGCAUUGACAUUUCUGUCGCCAUGUUUGAGCACGAGUCUCAAAACCCCAAUGGCAGCCUGGAUGAGGCUUUCCUCUAUGUUGACGCCCUCGCCAAGCUUGUCAUCCUGUUGGUCAAAUCUCAAGGAGAGAAUGAUGGCGCUGUCACUCUCAGCAAGCCUGCUUACUUUGGCUCCAUUCUCUCAUCUCUUGUCCUGGUUCUUAACCACCACCAAGUUAUGCGCGGCGAGGCGUUCAACCAACGUGUUUUCUUCCGGCUGUUCUCUAGCAUUCUGUGCGAAUACUCUGUUGCGGGUCUCCAACUCCACGAGGAACACCAGGGCAUGAUUUUUGCACUGGCUAAUAAGUUCCUGUCCCUUCAGCCUCGUUAUUUUCCUAGCUUCGUCUACGGCUGGCUAUCUCUAGUCUCCCACCGUGUCUUCAUGUCUGACAUGCUCAACAUGCCCGAACGUGCUGGUUGGGCUGUUUACUGUGAGAUCAUGCAGGUCUUGCUCGCCUACAUCGGUGAGCAGCUCAAGGCAGCCAACAUCUCUUAUGUCGCCAAGGACUUGUAUAAGGGCGUGCUCCGCAUCUUGUUAAUCCUCCACCACGACUUCCCGGAGUUUGUCGCCGAGAACCACUUCCAGUUCUGCAAUGUGAUCCCCGCUCAUUGCGCCCAGCUUCGCAACUUGGUACUCAGUGCCUACCCGUCAUCCUUCCAGAAGCUUCCCGAUCCUUUCCGUGAGGGUUUGAAGGUUGAGCGAAUUGAGGAGAUGCGGGAGAUUCCCAAGAUUGCGGGCAAUGCGAACCUAAAGGACGUCAUCGACACUGUUCUUCAGAGUGACAAUGCAUCCGAAGUCGUGGUUCAACAAAUUUGUGACACUGUUGUCAACGAUGAACCCCGCGAUACUGCUCUUUUCUACCAGCCCAUCAAUGUUGAUGUUGUUCUAGUGAACGCCCUUGUUUUGUACAUUGGCCAACAAGCGGUUUCCGAACACGCAUCGAAGAGCAAUAUUCGCAGCGUCUUUGAGAACUCCAACCAUACUGCUCUUCUGGAGAAGCUUGCCCAAUCAAUGCAGCCUGAGACUCGUUACUACCUAUUGAGCGCGAUGGCCAACCAGCUGCGAUACCCGAACAGCCAUACCUACUUCUUUAGCUUCACCAUUCUGCGUCUGUUUGGUGUUGACUACUCUGAGCAGGAUGAGUCUGACAUCCGCCAGCAAAUCAUUCGCGUGCUGCUGGAGCGACUCAUCGUCCAUCGUCCGCAUCCAUGGGGCCUUAUCAUCACCCUGCAAGAGCUUCUACAGAACCGCAGCUACUCUUUCUUCCGCCUUCCCUUCAUCCAAGCGGCCCCUGAGAUUGGACGUCUCUUCGACGCUCUCCUGCAACACAUCCAACAGCAAAGCCCUCGUCCCCUUGCGUAA
Messenger RNA from Penicillium waksmanii, 6867 nucleotides. Its product is annotated as CCR4-NOT core subunit CDC39. The transcript has 6 exons. Bases 1 to 6867 code for a protein of 2288 amino acids. Gene Ontology annotation, molecular function: molecular adaptor activity. The record is from RefSeq and is a predicted model, not a curated record. Lineage: Eukaryota; Fungi; Ascomycota; Eurotiomycetes; Eurotiales; Aspergillaceae. Gene Ontology annotation, biological process: nuclear-transcribed mRNA catabolic process, deadenylation-dependent decay. Gene Ontology annotation, cellular component: CCR4-NOT core complex; P-body.